GGCGAUAACAAUUUUUGUUUGAGAAAUUUAUUGAUUACACUUGAAAUACAUUUUUGUUUCAAUUUGGGCGGAACUGUUUGUUUGUACAAACACUAGUUACAGACCUUGAAAGUCACUGCGUUGCGCAAUUAUCCUUUUUUGAUUUCAGCUAUGGAGUUUUCUAUCCCGGUAGAACAGAUCGGCUCGGAACACCAAAAAAUUCCAGUAAUGACGAAGAUAUAAAAUAACCUUUUUCUUAGGCAUUACUUAUUCGAAUUGACAAGACUUCGUGUACAAUAAAAUAUACUCAAAGUUUUACAGUUGUGGCCGAAAUUCCACAUAUUUUUCUUGACAACCGCAACUCUGUUAAGCAAUGCAGAUGGUGUACUUUUGGACAACUAAAUAUUACCCCGACACGUGGGUAUUAAGGCUAUUUGCUUCCUGACGUUAAAGUUCCGAAUUUAGCUGAUUUGGAUGAAAAGACCCAAGUAAAAUUUGUCAGAAGUAUUUGCCUCAUUUCCGCACAUCGCUAUUCGCCAGAAUAUGUUAGUUCACCUGACCUGACACUUGCGUCAUGACAGAUGGCAAAUGUCCUACGUUGAUACUCCGAAAGUUCGUUCUGAACACACUACUGUGCUGAUUUGAUUCGUUUUAAAGCACAUAGACAGAAAAAUGGAGCUGUUGUCAUUGAGUUUGUGACAUGUAAGAAAGUAUUGUUUUGAGAAAGACCAACCAGAAGUUGAAUGAUUGUCACACUCGUCGGUGUUUAAGGCUGCAUUCAUUCAAGUCUUGUCAUUACCUAGGUCAUUAUCUUUCAUUUUAAUUGUCAACAACUUCCAGCAAUUUUUCCACCUACGUAACUUUUCAGUUGUUUUUCGUCGUAUUGACUUGUGAGACUGACUGUAGCGUUUUGAUUCCUUUUAAUCCAUAAGCCCUGUAUUGAUUAAACGCCUAAUAUGAGCUUAGGGUAGUUGCUUAACAACAGGUAGGUUUGAGCUCUCGUCCUUGUUGCAUCAAAUGAAUCUGCAGUAAUGUGACUAUACUGAUUUUAAAACGGCGGUUUUCAGGUGCAUUUUCAUACUGGAGAUCCCUUAAUGGAGCAAGUGUACUUAUGAGAAUAGUUGUGAGCUUGGCUCCAUAUUUGGACACUAAAUUCCGAUUUCAUUUUUACUGAAAUCUGUGAUGUAUGUACGUUUGACUUUCGAAUUUGAGGUGGUCUAAUAUUAAUUUAGUAUACUCAAUAAAGUAACGCUGGAUUUUUUUGUUUGAAGUAUAUUCCUCAACUACCUGACGUAAAAUGUCUAAGGACUGUUGCCUGAUCAGAUGAUGAAGUGAUUCAGCGAUAUGCACAAAUAUCUGGUUUUCUGCUGUCUGUCGGUGAACUAUGUAAUCACGUAAAUGCAUCGUUAUAUAUGUAUAUAUUAAAUAGUGGCUUAGGUUUAUUCAAUCCGUCUUAGAAUAAUGUAGGUUCUGAACAAGUCAGUUAAAUAUUUUGCAAACUUGAGGAUCUACGGUUAACAUGGUUUGUUACUCUUCUCUAUCAGUUUUUCAUCUCAGCUAAAUGAGUGUGUGGUUGAAAGGCUUAGACCAAGUAGCACAGUGUAAAGAAAGAAUGGCUUCUUCAUCAUGUAAAUCCUACCUUCUUUUCCUUUUGAAUUAAUUUUAGUUCCUGCGUUAUUACUAGCAUCAAUGUGCUUCCUAACUUGGUAACCUUCUCCAUCAUUGUGAAGUGCGUUAGUGUAAAUUGGUUUUACCAGUUCUUGCGUAGUUUGUGUCAGCAUGAAUUAAAGAAAUGAAACACCAUUUAAUGCUUGUAGUGGCAUUUCUAACAUUUGACCACUUCACCUUGUUCUUAUUUUUAAAUAUUCCUUUGGUUUUAUUAAUGGAUACUUGAUGAGUUCUUGAGAAUUUAUUUUGCUUGUAUUUCAUGUGUUUUAUCAAUCUACAGUCAUACGCCUAUAAAAGUUGGCUUAUCUGAGUUGCAGCUAUCUCCCAAUGCGUUUUCCACUAAUGAGGAACAAACUGUCCUGUCCGGCUCAAUGCAAAAUGGUGGUUCAGCGAAUCAAUCCUUUUCACCUCGGGACCCUAUCGAGGUCUGGCUUGACUCCGGUUCUACUCAGAAGAAAAAGAACGUAACGGAUGCAGAAACAAGUGAUUCCAUAGACACAGUGUCCAACGGGCCACCUGGAGCAUGGUGGCCUGGCCGUGUUCUUACAAUACAAGGUGGUUUUGCCCAUGUAGAGGUUGCUGCCCCAUUGCAAGAAUUUACUGGAGUAGAGGAUAAACCAACUGCACAUGCUAUACCUCACUUGAUUGGAGUUAGUUCUGUCUUGCCGUACCGCUCUACCCUUGUAAAAGUUGAAGAAAUCCGAAUUCCUUGGAAUGGUAAGACCUCUGCUGAUCGGUCGCAAGGUAACAAUUUGGCGACAAGUCUUCUCAAGGACAGUUCAACCGAACCUACUAAUUUGCUGACACCUGGUAUUCUUCACCGUCACAGUAUUUGUAUUCCGGCUUAUUUGUCCCGAGUAGCAACUACUCCAGAAUCGCAUACGACUAUAGCCAAAUUUUGUGGCGCCCCGUGUCUUAUUCAGUGUGACUCUGAACCAUUCCUUCCGGGCACAUUUGCGAAAUCAAUAUUAGGAGAAGAAGGAUGUAGUGAAUCUGGUCAGCACACUCCAGCUCGUGGUGAUUCAGGAUCAGUAAGCCCAUCACUGUGCCUAUCUACAUACACGUGGCCUUCACCCCCCUUAAUAUCUCAAUCAGCCAUUAUGAAUAUUCCGCAUAUCGCGGGUACAUUGAGUCCAGCUGGCAUAACGGACCCAAAUAUCUUGUUGACAGGUUUGCCUGGAGCUAACGGACCACUUGUACUGUUGCAUAUUUGGUCUGGUUCUGCCGAAGCUAUUCGACGUGCAACGUUCUUGGAAUUAGGUCAUGUUCGUUUAUUAGCUGUCAGAUACCAUUUGCUUCGAAACCUGUCUAAAGGAGAGACAGGAGAAUUGGAAUUAUCCAACACUGCUGAUUUUGAUUCAGAAAAUGGUGAUACGCCAGUAAUGCACUGCAAGCCCAUAAGUAUGCCAGCAUCUGCUUCAAACGAUAAACAAUCGUCUAGAGGAAUGAUUAUUGGGUAUCAAUGCCGUUUCCGCAUUUUACCACAUCUUAUCGGUCUCGCAAUUGGACACCGUGGUGCAACUAUUCAAGAGGCUCGAGCAAUACCUGGGGUUCGUGUAGUAGAUCUUCUUUACGAUGGAAUAGUCCAUGUCGAGGCUGAGACAAUCGAGGCUUGUCACUCUGUCCGAAACCUGCUAGAUUUUACAGAAGUUGAAAUUCCCGUUCAACCACGACUAGCAAGUCGACUUAUUGGAUCCAAAGGGAUGAAUAUUCGUAAGUUAGCAGAAGCUGCAGGUGUUCGUCGAGCUGAAUUGUUGGAUCCUGUUACCAGAAAACGUAGACAUAUGGCACAACGUCGGAAUCAAUUAGCAACACUUGUUGAAAAGGAUCAGACAAGUUGUGUAACGGAUGGGAAGGUUAAUGAAGAUACUUCAAACGGUGAAGGAAUGAACAACGGUGAUGAUAAAGUUACUAUCAACUUAGAUGUCUCCUUGGAAGGCAACAAAGACUCUGAUGAUGUCGUUGAUCUGCCUCCUGCUUUCUCGCUUGUUGGUACACGUUCAUCUGUCGCAAAAAUGCGUUUGCUUCUGGAAUUUCAAGCGGAUAAUUGGAAUGAAUUAGAUGAAUUAGAGGAAACUCGAAGGACGUUAUUUAGCCAGUUACGUCAAACUACUCAAAUGGUCAACAAGGCGGAUUCCCUUUCCCCUGGACGCUCCUCCAAUGGCAGGUCCAUCAGAGGCGGGAAUUUCGGUAGAAACAGACCUAUGGGUCGUGGUGGCCGUCUACCAGACAAUUCAAUUCCCGACCAGUCCACGGAUAAUACAGAAAUGUCUCGUCCGCCUAAUUCACGCGGAAACCGUCCACGUGGCAGAAGCACUCAUCAGUUCGAUGUACCUAAUGGUUCUGUGAGGAAUCGUCCACACCCCAACAACGAUUCACAAGAUGGUUAUUCCAAUGGUGUUAUGUCAACUGGUGACCAUGAAAAACAUCCGAGUGAAUCGGGUCAUGGUACUUUUGAAAAGAAUUUUGAUCAGGUAUCAAGACAAGGCUCUGGUGUCUCCAGACGUGGUCAAAAUCGCAAUAAAACAAGAGCAAGUUAAAUAUUUGAAGAAAUGUCGAAACUCGCUACUGUUCUACUCCGGUUUUAUUCUACAUUUGUGUUGCAAAAAGGGACUAUGUUUUAGGUUAUAUUGUGCUUUUUUAAAGUUGUUUUUUUUUUGCAAAAAUAUUGAUCAAUAAAACACUGUGUAGAUUGUCUUCCUCCUCUUAGCAUGAAUGUGCUUUCAUUUUCGCAAUGUUUUGUUUUCAAUGGUGGUAGACACCAAAGUUUCAGAUUUUUGCUUAGUCUUCAAAGUGCAUUUACACACACAAGCCACAUUUGUGUAAUUAGACGCCACUUUCUGUUUCUUUAUGGCAACCUCACACUUUUAAAAUUUGGACGUUUCAACUGAUAUAACAAUGGCAUGCUGCCCCCUUUUUAAACAUCCUCGAUAAUAUUUUUUCUGAUUAAAUAAGACUACUGUUGAAAUUUUUU
Trichobilharzia szidati is the source of this 4621-nucleotide messenger RNA. The record is from the annotation of a GenBank genome assembly. NCBI's taxonomy places the organism in Eukaryota, Metazoa, Platyhelminthes, Trematoda, Strigeidida, Schistosomatidae.